Molecule: messenger RNA, 1320 nt
Organism: Mya arenaria
Lineage: Eukaryota; Metazoa; Mollusca; Bivalvia; Myida; Myidae
Product: basement membrane proteoglycan-like
Exons: 5
Coding region: 172-852 (226 amino acids)
Source: RefSeq, a predicted model, not a curated record
CGCAAAGGUAUUUUGAUCAGUAUAGGUUUGACUCUCCGACUGACACUGGGAAAACAUAGAAUUCCGGAAUAUUUGAAAUUUAUAAGUUGUACAUGAAAACUUUAAGCGAAAAAUAAAUAUCGGCGUUUAGAUAAAAAAAAGAUUUAGUAAAAAGCUACAAUUAAAGACGCUAUGAAAAUAGAUACGUUGACGCCAGGAGUGAAGAGUUUGGUUUAUUUUGUAUGUUUGACGUUGACGUUAUUCGAUGUCGAUGCCCGGAAUUUACGAAGCCUGUCACGUGAGAACACAUUAUGUAAAGGGGGUUCUGUGGUGGAUAUAGAGGGAGAUGCUGGGGUGAAGAUAGAGCCAAUAGAACAAAGUAAGGUCUACAUAGACACCCUCUCAGAGCCCUUCGACGAUGGGCAUACGUUCAGGUUCGAGUUCAAAACGCACUCCGGGAACGGCACAUUGUUUUACGCCGUGCGACGUAACGACGUGUUCGAUAUGGUGUCUGCUGAGAUCCGCGACGGUUACGUUCAGUUUAAAGUCCGUUGUAAGUCAUCGUACGCCGACCUAACCAUCCCCAAGUUCCGUGUCAACGAUGGAGAGUGGCAUAAAAUAAAAUUCCACAGGAAACGGCGAAAAGGCAUCUUCAUGUUGGAUGACAUGGAGUUUUUCGAGCAAUACUACGUGGGUUGUCAGGGUUUCACCUCCUUAAAUUUUGGGAACACAAAUUCAGAGCACGAUGAUUCAAUCAGUGUACAGGAGCUUCAGCCAAAGAAUGGACAGUUUGAAGGAUGUAUACGAAGAGUAGAAAUAAGUACCGGCAUAGAGACCCCACCUAAAUAUACCGCCAUCUCACUUUGUAACUGACAAUGGACGCGAAGUAGUGCCAUGAUAUUCCUCAGUAUAUCUGUGCUCGCAUGUUCGAAGGCCGCUAACGACAAAGGUUUACAAACGUCCUGCAAAGUUUGUUUCCUGCGAAUCCGCCCUUCAUCCGAAUCGGCAUGAACGUAUGCAUGCCAUUUGGAUAGAUUCACAAAUGAGUAUUGUUAUAAAGUUCGUGAUUGUGUUACGAUGUCCCAAAACUGAUCAGUCUAUUGUCACUAUCUUUUGUAUCAUUAAUAACACUGAACACUAUAUAAGUGUGUUUCACAGACUUUUCAUUAAUUGGAAUGUAGCAAAUAUUGCAAAUAGUAUUCGUACAUGUAACAUAUAUUAGAAAUAAUGUUGUUGUUUUUUCAGAACGUAAUACACACUGUAUGCAUCAUUGUUAUGAAAUCCGUCCAAUUGUUGUGCUUAUUUGAAAUUUUAAAAUAAAUUUGUGAAAUAAUGAUGCUC